AGAGAAAGAAAGAAAAGACAGAGGGAUAAUUUUCUUAUUACUGCCUAAUUCAGGGCUAGAGAAGAGUUUUUAGUAUAACAUUUCUCAUCCGCAGUCCGAAUUUGAAUGCGAUUAUGGCUAUGAUUGUAGGGUUGCUGUUCCUUCUUUCUGUAGGGCUGAGUAAGCAGGCGGUAGAUGGCUGCACCUGUGAACCAGGACAUCCACAAAAGCUGUACUGCAAUUCUGACAUAGUCAUGCAUGCUGAGAUAACUGGAGAGAAGAUCAUACCUAAUGAUGAAAAUAUACCUGGCAUGGGAACAAUCCAGUAUGAAUUAAAAGUUAUCAAGGUGUUUAAGGGUUUUGACAGAAUGAAUGACAUUAAAUAUGUCAACACAUAUGAAAUGUCUUCAUUGUGCGGGACCAGAUUGCACCACGGACAAUAUCUGCUUUCAGGAGAAUUCAUCCGGCCUGAUGGGUUCGUCAUUACACUGUGUAACUUUGUUGAGCAUUGGGACAAACUCUCCUCAAUGCUAAAAUACAACCUUCAGUAUAUAUAUAAGAUGGGCUGUAACUGCAAGAUUUCCAACCCCUCUGACCGGCCCAUUCACAGCAGAACUAAUGAUGGGUGUAUACUGACUGACUGGAAACACUUAUGGCCACCUGAGGAUGGAGAGCAGGCUCAUGAAUAUGCCUGUAUCAAACACAAAAAUGGUUCCUGUAACUGGUAUAAAGAAAUGUCAAACCAUAAAGACACAAUUGACAUGUCUGACAUCUGAAGACCACCACGGUUUCUAAUGCUUUCUAUAAAAGAAGAUAAUGUUGAUUGAUGCCGUGCUUCCGGUCUGGCCUGCUCUCUAGAAUAUCGCAAGAAUUGGAUCAGUUUGAUCUGUCAGUGUAAUUUUGUUUUUGCAGGAUAUUUAGAAUGCUUAGAUUUAUUGGUACUUCAGCUUCUGAUUAAUUCCAUUUAAAGUGUUCUUUCUUCUAUAAGUACAUUUGUUUUGGGGGGCAAAACCUCCCAUAGUUGUUGCGAUUCAUAUAUUUUAAAUCAAAGAGUAUCUGCAGUCUCCUUGCAGAUAUGAAGAUAACCUUUUGUAUUUCAAAUUAAAUGUUUUUCUCUGCUUUGUAUUCGAUCGAAAAUGUAUGUCAGCAAAUUUUUAAGCAGAUGCUAUUUGUACUCUGGUGCAAAUAAUGGUAUGCUAUUUACACCCCAGUGCAUAUAGUGUCAGAUACUAUUUGUACUAAUAUUUAAAUACUAAAUGGUGUGGGCAUCACUGCAGUGUGUUUAUUGUUUUUAUUUAGAGUCCCACAGACACACUACAUUAACCUCUACCGCUAAGCCUAACCUUAACCUUACCUUAGAAAAAUAACCUUGGUUUUACUGCAGUAACCACGGUUACACUAUGGCAUUUUUUGUAAAUUUAAAAUAACAUCAAAAUGAACCAGGUUUACUAUAAUACCACCAAAUUACUUUACUAACACCAUGGUUAAUUGUAUUAAAACUUUGGUUUCUGCCUACAAUAUUAGUAAUGCAGUGAUGCAAUCUACACACAAGCAAUGCCAAGCCGCGGGAAUGAGCAUGAUCUACAGACCUCGCCUCCGGGUCAAACCCUUCUCCAAAUCACUGCGAUGAUUCAUUUUGAUCUAUUAUUUGAAGCAGUAUUAAAGGAAAUAUUAAGAGUGAAAACAGGAAAUCAGGUGUGAUAAAGAAUGGGACAAACAGUGGUUUUGAACCGCAGUCGCCAGGACAACACUACACAUACACAGACAGUAUUUACACCCGACGCUGCUGCAGCAACAUCUGUUUAGUUUGUUGUAUAUUUCUGUGGUUCCAACAGACUAUUAGGGUGCAAAUAGACACUCCAAUUUUGAAUUUUCUUUAAAUAUGCUAACAAAUUUGGGGGCUUGUUAGUGACUGUUCCUCAAAUAAAUGCAUAUUUUUCUGACA
This is a messenger RNA of Xyrauchen texanus (razorback sucker), 1924 nucleotides long. It is a transcript of the gene timp4.1, whose product is annotated as TIMP metallopeptidase inhibitor 4, tandem duplicate 1. The coding region runs from base 114 to 755 and encodes 213 amino acids. Gene Ontology annotation, biological process: negative regulation of membrane protein ectodomain proteolysis; negative regulation of endopeptidase activity. Gene Ontology annotation, molecular function: metalloendopeptidase inhibitor activity; protease binding. Gene Ontology annotation, cellular component: extracellular matrix. NCBI's taxonomy places the organism in Eukaryota, Metazoa, Chordata, Actinopteri, Cypriniformes, Catostomidae. The record is from RefSeq and is a predicted model, not a curated record. The transcript has 5 exons.